AGUUUCCUAGUGGUAAAAGUGAGGAUAACCUGGGAAAGUGCAGUCCUGCGUGUCUGAGGCAGCUUUCGUUGAAGGCCCCUGGAACAGAAGAUGAAGAUGAUGGAUUCCUAGAAAUUAUGGAUGGGCAAGAUGUCAGUAAUGACGAAGAGAUGCCAUUUGGAAUGGCAAGUCUGUGGACUGCGCCUCUGGUGAUGAAGACGCGGCAGGAAACCCAGAAUAAACGGUGCAGGCCGCUGGGGGCAGAAAGCGAGCCGUACAGUAUGGCCAAGGCUUCCCUGAAAAGAAUGGAAAGACCCCAAGAAGAAAAUUCACCGGGGGCCACCAAGAAGAGGAAAAGUGCUGGUGGAGUGCCAUCUGAAGAACUGACGAGUCAGACCCUUAUCGGGGCACCGCUGUCAUCCCCAACAGAGAUAGAGAAUAUUCUGGACAGCGACCCGAGGGACCUGAUUGGAGACUUCUCAAAGGGUUACCUUUUCCACACUGUGGAUGGGAAGCAUCAAGAUCUGAAAUACAUCGACCCGGAGAUGAUGGUUGCAGUGUUGAACGGCAGCUUCACGAGGUUCAUUAAGGAGUGUGUGAUAAUUGACUGCAGAUACCCCUAUGAGUAUGAAGGAGGCCAUAUCAAGGGUGCUAUAAACCUCCACAUGGAAGAGGAAGUGGAAGACUUCUUGCUGAAGAAGCCCAUCGUGUCAUCUGACAACAGGAGAGUUAUCGUCGUUUUCCAUUGCGAGUUCUCAUCGGAGCGGGGGCCUCGGAUGUGCCGGUUUGUGAGGGAGAGAGACCGUCUUGGCAACGAGUACCCCAGCCUGCAUUACCCGGAGCUGUAUGUCCUGAAAGGGGGCUAUAAGGACUUCUUCUUAAAAUUCCGGAGCUACUGUGAGCCGCAGGGCUAUCGCCCCAUGCACCACGAGGACUUCAGGGAAGACCUGAGGAAGUUCCGCACAAAAAGCCGAACGUGGGCCGGUGAGAAGAGCAAAAGGGAACUGUACAGUCGCCUGAAGAAGCUCUGAGAUUCCUCUGCAGGGCAGCCGGAUUCCACUCGCCUGCCACGCGGGGGCAGAAGGAGGACGUAAGCUGGCUUGUUGCCUGAGCCCUGCAGCCCGAGGGACUCCCUUGCUCCUCGCAUGGCCUUUGCCCCGCUGCAUCUUUGGAUCCCUUCUGGCAAGGCUGCGUGGGAGCACUUGGGUCGCCCGCUCCACAGGCCCCGGCCCCGUUGACAUUCCGCCCGUGGAUCCGUGGCAUCUGUGUGCCUCUCAAGACAAUCCGUGUACACGGAGCUCCCACGGGGAACUGUCCGUGCCUUCUGGAGUGUUAACCAUGAGAUUUUAGUGUGUGUGUGUGUUAAAAGUGUCCCUUUUUAAAUUU
Gekko japonicus is the source of this 1365-nucleotide messenger RNA. It is a transcript of the gene CDC25A, whose product is annotated as cell division cycle 25A. The coding region runs from base 117 to 1010 and encodes 297 amino acids. The record is from RefSeq and is a predicted model, not a curated record. Gene Ontology annotation, biological process: positive regulation of G2/M transition of mitotic cell cycle; protein dephosphorylation; positive regulation of G2/MI transition of meiotic cell cycle. Lineage: Eukaryota; Metazoa; Chordata; Lepidosauria; Squamata; Gekkonidae. The transcript has 9 exons. Gene Ontology annotation, cellular component: nucleus; cytoplasm. Gene Ontology annotation, molecular function: protein tyrosine phosphatase activity.